AUGACCCAAAUCGCCGAACUCGCCCCAAUUUUCGAGGGCGUGUCCCUUCAACUCCCACUCAGCACACCACCCAACACUGAAUAUGACUUCCGCCAAAUCCUCACCACGACCCCAACCCACCGUGCCACAUCGACCCUUUUCCGUCGAUACACCCUCCUCCUCUCCUACCUCCUCGCCUCCUUCCCCAUCCCCUCCGAAAGCGAAGACAACAUCCCCUCGCUCACCACCCUCUGCACCAAAUCCCACCCCCACCACACAGCCGAACUCGAACUCCAGGUCAUCCAAAUCGAAAAGCGCUUCGACCAGCUGUCCACCCUCAUCACGGCCUCCAUCUCCCUCAUCAAUGGCUCCACCACCACCACCCACGAAAUCACCUGGUCCCCUCCCCCCCCUUGCAACAGCUUCCCCGACGCAGUAAAAAACUCGCUCCGCGCCCAACCAGUAGAGGUGUUCAACGCCCAGGGUGAAAAACUGCGAGUCAUGAUCGAGUUCAUGAACGACCUUCAAGAGGGCGACUUCAAAGCGAGGUAUCUCAAGCUCUGGAAGGAGAUUGACAUUCUACAAGCCAUCAUCGAGGAGUUACUCACUGUCGGUGAAGGGACGAUCGAAAUCGCAAGAGGGGAGGUUGGUUUCGCGCCUGAUGUUCUCUGCUGGGGGCUCACUGAUACUGAGCCAUCAUUGGGACGGUGUGCAGCAGAAGAAAAAGGGAGGAGGUUAAAAAGGGAGGUUGCCGCUGGGAUGAGCGAGGGGAGGAGGAAUGAUGAAAUUGUGCGGGUUCACACUUUGUUUCCCGACAAGAAUGGGGAGAGGAGAUACCAUCGCUUCACGGGGUGGUUGGUUGAUCAAAAGACUGUCAUGACGGUAGGAGCGGCGGUGUAUAACCACAAGGAGGGUUUUGCUCAGGCGGUGGAGAUUGAUGUACCCGGCUGGGAGAGGUACAGGGGCACGCACUGCGGUGUUCACUGGGCUUUCUUCGUGGUGGGGGACAAGUCGUUCGAUAUGGGGGUUAUCAGGCUUGAUCGUGAGGUGGACGGCGAGGGACCUCUCAAGCAUAGGAACCCGCCUUAUCGAGGGGAGAAAAUUACUGUUACUGUGCGGGGGCUUCUUCCUGACCGGUCGGGUCACGAGAAUGACGAAGUCCGGGAGGGGACUACGCAGGUUGUUUGUGACAUGGAGGAGAACCAGCGGUUGAUGGAUCACAACGUGGCGGUUGCUCCAUGUAGCAGCGGAAGUCCAGUGAUGGAUCAGGGAGGACAUGUCAUCGGCAUGCACCAAGGUACUGGUUACAACCGAGACGACCAGCUCGUCAACAAAGCCGUGACGUUUGACCCGUCUUCCAAUCGACCCGGGGCGUUCAAGGUUGCGAUGGAUUUUCUGGAGGAUCCCUUGAGCUGUAUGGACAAGGUUGCCAACCUGAGAGUGAAGCCGAUGAGGACGGAGCAGAUGCGGAACGGGCUCUGCCGUAUCCAGUUUCGGGGGUGGACAAAGUGGUACAAGGGAGAUAUCUGA
This is a messenger RNA of Podospora anserina S mat+, 1509 nucleotides long. RefSeq lists its product as uncharacterized. The transcript is spliced from 2 exons. The record is from RefSeq and is a predicted model, not a curated record. NCBI's taxonomy places the organism in Eukaryota, Fungi, Ascomycota, Sordariomycetes, Sordariales, Podosporaceae. The coding region runs from base 1 to 1509 and encodes 502 amino acids.